CACGCCGUUCGCGCGAUGCCUUUUCCCUCCGGAGAUCCCAAGAAACAAAUACACCGCGACGCCUAUUUCAUCCGGAGAUCCCACCCAGCGAACAAACACACAGACACAAGAGCCGGCUCCUCUCACCCCCCGGCCCCGAGCAUCAUGGCGUCCAACACCGCACCGGCACCCGCCGCCGACGACGAGCUGCUGCACGAGUUCGGCCCGCUCCUCAGGGUCUACAAGAGCGGCCGCCUGGAGCGCCCCCUGGUGCUCCCGCCCGUCGCGCCGGGUCUCGACACCUCCACCGGCGUCCAGUCCAAGGACGUCGACCUCGGCGCCUACUCCGCCCGCCUCUACCUGCCCGCAGCCGCCGCAACCACCACGACGACAAAGCUCCCGGUCAUCGUCUACGUCCACGGCGGCGGCUUCGUGGCCGAGUCGGCAAAGUCCCCCAACUACCACCGCUUCCUCAACGACCUGUCCUCCGCCUGCCCGGCCCUCGGCGUGUCCCUCGACUACCGCCUCGCGCCGGAGCACCCGCUCCCGGCGGCGUACGACGACUGCCUCGACGCCCUCCGCUGGGUGCUCUCCGCGGCGGACCCCUGGGUGGCGGCGCACGGCGACCUCGGCCGCGUCCUCGUGGCCGGCGACAGCGCGGGCGCCAACAUCUGCCACCACGUGGCCAUCCAGCCGGGCGCCGCGCGGCUCGCGGGCGCGGUGCUGAUCCACCCCUGGUUCUGGGGCGCCGAGGCCGUGGGGGAGGAGACGCGCGACCCCGCGGCGCGCGCCCGGGGCGCGGGGCUCUGGACGUUCGCGUGCCCCGGCACCACCGGCAUGGACGACCCGCGGAUGAACCCCAUGGCGCCCGGCGCGCCGGGGCUGGAGGCGCUGGCCUGCGACAGGGUCAUGGUGUGCACGGCGGAGGGCGACUUCCUCAGGUGGCGCGGCCGCGCGUACGCGGAGGCGGCGGCCGCCGCGCGCAAGGGAGUGGAGCUGCUGGAGACGGACGGGGAGGGCCACGUCUUCUACCUCUUCAAGCCCGACUGCGACAAGGCCAAGGAGAUGCUUGACAGGAUCGUCGCUUUCGUUAACGCAGCACCUUGAUGCUCUCUCCUCACCGGCAAUGCAACUCGGUGAAUUUUACUCACCGACACCGGAGGUGGUAGUAGCUAUGGCGAUCCUUGACGUGUUUGUGCCCAGUUCUUGGAUUAUGACGAUGAAAUAAAUUGGGUUUACUGGAGCAACUCCAAUCAUCCUCAUGUUUCCUCACCUACCUCUCAACUUUAGGGGUCUUUAGCUUUACCAAUAAUCACCUUUGUUCCUAAUUAUGAUAUACGUUUUAAAUAUUUUAAUUAGUACUCAUAGACUGAAACGAGUGAGCAAAGCCAAUGAAACACGUCUAUAUGGAUUUGAAA
Molecule: messenger RNA, 1397 nt
Organism: Hordeum vulgare subsp. vulgare (domesticated barley)
Lineage: Eukaryota; Viridiplantae; Streptophyta; Magnoliopsida; Poales; Poaceae
Product: probable carboxylesterase 2
Exons: 1
Coding region: 16-1086 (356 amino acids)
Molecular function (GO): hydrolase activity
Source: RefSeq, a predicted model, not a curated record